AUGUCGAGCAUUCCUCAAGAGGAUGUGCAACACACAAGCUCGCUAGCACGUCAAGUGUUCCCUGAAGUCAUCCCUUCCGAGUCUGCUCAUGAAUCUGAAGCCAAAACGGCUGAAGACAUUCUGGUUGCAUCAGCGGAUGAAGAAAGAGAAGAAGAACGAGAUGUUAUUCCCCUUGCCAGUGAUCCCGUUGUGCAAGAAGAGGGUGUGAUUGUGCCAGACCCACAUGUUCAUGAAGCUAUGGAAGUUGAAGCUAAUGAGGCUGCCACCACCAACACUACUAAAGCCAAUGACACUGUCAUGGUUGACGACAAUGUGGAGCCUGAAGUCAAUGCUGCCACAGCAGAAAAUGCACAGCCAACCACUUCUGAUGUAGUUGGUCCUCCACCAGUGCCUCACACUAUGGAACGUGCUUACAACCGUGGUGGUGAGCUUGUUACUGUAAGAGAAAGGCACUCGGGCGUCCAAGCUCAUAAUGAUGCUAAAAAGGGAAAGGCACUUUGGCGUCCAGGCAUCGACCCCAAGCUUGCUGCCAAGAAGAAGAAGAAGCCUGCUGAAGCCAAACUCGAAGCUCCAAGGCAGGAAAGACCAAGCAUAAUCUUCCCUACCAGUAUGAUUGGCUCGAAGCCAAAGGUCCCUUCAGCAGCUUCAGAUCAGAAAAAGACUAGGCAAGCUGAGGCAGAAGCCAGGAAGAGGAAGCACCAUGAGACCUCUGAAGCUGCUCCCUCCAAGAAAAAGCUGAAGACGAAGUCUUCAUGCCAAGAGCAUGCUGCUGCCCAAGAGCCUCUGAAUAUUGAACCUAUUUCUGUUGCACUACCUGCCUCUAUGAACCGCGAGUGUCGACUUGUUGUCCUUGAGCCUGCUUCCACAGAGGCUCCAGAGUCUGAAGAGAUUCCAGCUGCCAACUCCACCGCAGUUGAAGACAUGGGUCACAAAGACCAUGUUGAAGAUGAUGAAGUCCUUCCUCAGCUCGAGCCCAAACCGGCCCUUACUGAGAUGUAUUCGAUGCCCAAUGGGGAGCAAGAGCAGGACCCGGAAGGGGAGGCAAGCGGAGGUGAAAGCGGCGAGUGGCAUUCUGACGGUGAAGGGGACGAGGAGAGCGACGACCUGAGUGAUGAAGAAGAGGUCGACUCACCUCCCCGCAGGGAAAGGCGGUCCAAGCUCACUCAUGAUCCGGCAAGCGGCCGCGACAAGGCGAUCGUUCAGACCGGGCAGUCAUCAAAGCUUCCUCGGAUGUCGUCUCCGGCACCGACUGAAAAGGCCCCGAAGCAGUCCAAGGUUGUAGUGCAGAAGACCCGGAAAGCGCUGCCCAAAAUCAAAAUUGACAUCCUUGUUGCCUCUGCUGCCGCUACCUCUGGGACCUCUGCUUAUAAAAACGAAGAUGAGGACAUGGAAGAUGCGGUCACCUCCAACCCAGUCCCUCUCAACAUCAUUGACCUCCUCGACGACGACGAGGACGAGCCACAGAGGCCCUUGGGGAGAAGAAACAGGAAAAAGUCCGCUGAGAAAAUGAAUCAAGCUCUGGCGAAGAAGGACCAAGAUCUUGCGGCCGCACAGAAAGCAGCUGACGAGAAAACUACACUCGCUGAACAGAAACUAGCUUCAGUCGGCAAAUUGGAGGAAGAAAACACCAGGCUGAAAACUGCUCUUGAUGAAGCCAAUAAGGAAGCGACCCGCCUGAAGAAGGAAAAAAACCAUCUGAACGAGAAGAUGGAAGGUAUUGCUCAAAGGAGGGUGUGA
This is a messenger RNA of Aegilops tauschii subsp. strangulata, 1737 nucleotides long. Lineage: Eukaryota; Viridiplantae; Streptophyta; Magnoliopsida; Poales; Poaceae. The record is from RefSeq and is a predicted model, not a curated record.